ACUCCCGCCAUCUCCGUGCUUCCCCGUUUUCCAGGCUGCCCUCUCUCCAUCUCUGUCCCUCGGGUCCCCUCAUUUCAUUAGACAGAGGAGCUGAGCUCCUGAGCCUGUCAGCGGACUCACCGAGGAAAGAAAUCUACGGCAAGGCUCCCGUGCAGCUCACAGACUCACCGCUGCACCGCCAACGAGGCCAGAAAAAGGACGCGAACAGAUAAAGACUCCGCAGCCGGAGCCAGAGCGAAGAGCCCCGGACACCACGGCUGCCCGCACAGAACAGUAGAAGCCACCGCCGGCAGCCCCCAGACCUCGGGUACGGAUGCAGAGGCCGCCACCGGCCCCGCGGCCCGUGCUGCUGCUGCUAACGGAUGUUACCGAUGCUGCUCACCGGGGCCACCUCCGGGCCAGAAGGCCGGAACAGCUUCCUCUCUGCCCUGCUUCUGUGCAUCGCUAGCUCCCAAUUUCUAAUGCGGGGUGCAGGCAGCUGAUCAGUCAAACCCAUGACGUAUGCCCAUCCCUGCCGUAGGCCACAAGAAGCCAGACAAAAGCAUCCGGCGUUUUCGCUUCUACGGUGGAGACAGACUGCUUCCCACCCAACCUCAUACAGUGGGAAGAUUGCUUCCCAAGAGGAGCCUGCUGCUGAAAACUCAUCAUCACACGUCUAGACGCCACACAGGAGGAAAAAUCCAUCACGGGGACACUUACCACCUAAGUCAAAUGCAUUUGAAGACUAAACUGAUGGUGGGUUGAAAAUCUAUUUCAUAAGCAAGUUCUUGCCUGUGACAGUGUGUUUGCCAACAUGGCCCCCAAAAAGAAGACUGUCAGAAAGAGCAAAGGAGAUAUCAAUGAGAUGACCAUAAUCGUAGAAGAUAGCCCCCUAAACAAACUAAAUACUUUGAAUGGGCUCCUAGAGGGAGGCAAUGGCCUUAGCUGUAUUUCUUCUGAAUUAACAGAUGCUUCUUAUGGCCCCAACCUCUUGGAAGGCUUAAGUAAAAUGAGGCAGGAGAACUUCCUUUGCGACCUAGUUAUUGGCACCAAAACAAAGUCCUUUGACGUUCACAAGUCAGUGAUGGCUUCGUGCAGUGAAUACUUUUACAACAUCCUAAAAAAAGACCCAUCUACCCAAAGGGUGGAUCUCAAUGAUAUCUCACCGCUGGGCCUGGCUACUGUCAUCGCAUACGCCUACACCGGAAAGCUGACGCUCUCUUUGUAUACAAUAGGAAGCAUUAUUUCUGCUGCUGUCUAUCUUCAGAUCCAUACCCUUGUAAAGAUGUGCAGUGAUUUUCUGAUCCGAGAGAUGAGUGUUGAGAAUUGCAUGUACAUUGCUAACAUUGCUGAAACAUACUCCCUGAAAAAUGCAAAAGCAGCAGCCCAAAAAUUUAUCCGGGAUAACUUCCUUGAAUUUGCAGAAUCAGAUCAGUUUCUGAAACUUACAUUUGAGCAAAUUAAUGAACUUCUUAUAGAUGAUGACUUACAGUUGCCUUCUGAAAUAGUAGCAUUCCAGAUUGCAAUGAAAUGGUUAGAAUUUGACCAAAAGAGAGUGAAAUACGCUGCAGAUCUUCUGAGCAAUAUCCGCUUUGGUACCAUCUCAGCACAAGACCUGGUCAAUUAUGUUCAGUCUGUACCAAGAAUGAUGCAAGAUGCUGAUUGUCACAAACUUCUUGUAGAUGCUAUGAAUUACCACUUACUUCCAUAUCAUCAAAACACAUUGCAGUCUAGGCGCACGAGAAUCCGCGGGGGCUGUCGAGUCCUUGUCACUGUUGGGGGACGUCCAGGCCUUACUGAGAAGUCCCUUAGUAGAGACAUCCUGUACAGAGACCCUGAAAAUGGAUGGAGCAAGCUGACAGAAAUGCCAGCCAAGAGUUUUAAUCAGUGUGUGGCUGUGAUGGACGGGUUUCUUUAUGUGGCCGGUGGUGAAGACCAGAAUGAUGCAAGAAAUCAAGCCAAGCAUGCAGUCAGCAAUUUUUGCAGAUACGAUCCGCGCUUCAACACCUGGAUACACCUGGCCAACAUGAACCAGAAGCGCACGCACUUCAGCCUGAGCGUGUUCAACGGGCUCCUUUACGCCGUGGGCGGCCGCAAUACCGAGGGCAGCCUGGCCUCGCUCGAGUGCUACGUGCCCUCCACCAAUCAGUGGCAGCCCAAGACGCCCCUGGAGGUGGCGCGCUGCUGCCACGCCAGCGCGGUCACCGACGGCCGCGUGCUGGUGACCGGCGGGUACAUCGGCAGCGCGUACUCGCGCUCCGUGUGCGCGUACGACCCGACCGGCGACUCGUGGCAGGAGCUGCCGGGCCUGAGCACGCCCCGAGGCUGGCACUGCGCGGUCACGCUGGGCGACAGGGUGUACGUGAUGGGGGGCAGCCAGCUGGGGCCGCGCGGGGAGCGCGUGGACGUGCUGACGGUGGAGUGCUACAGCCCGGCCACCGGCCAGUGGAGCUACGCGGCGCCGCUGCUGGUGGGCGUGAGCACGGCGGGCGCCUCGGCGCUGCACGGCCGCGCCUACCUGCUGGGGGGCUGGAACGAGGGCGAGAAGAAGUACAAGAAGUGCAUCCAGUGCUUCAGCCCGGAGCUCAACGAGUGGACCGAGGACGACGAGUUGCCCGAGGCCACCGUGGGCGUGUCCUGCUGCACCCUCUCGAUGCCCAACAGCGUGACCCGGGAAUCCCGAGCCAGCUCGGUGUCCUCGGUGCCAGUCAGUAUCUGAACCCAGGUAGAUGCGGGGACGCAGGAAGGGCGAAUAGGCGUUCGUGGGUUACCUUUCGGUUAGCGAAAAGGAAAAUAUAUAACAUUUACUACAGUGAUUGUAUCUUACACUAUAUCGAGGCGUAUGUCUUGGUAGUUUUAAAUUCCUGGUGUGGCGGGCGUAAUCUACCUCUGUGUCUUUUAUUUUAUUUAUUUUCUUUUUUUUUUAAAGCCGAAUACAGGGCCCUGGCCAACAAAGAAAAGAAAGCAUUUAUUUCAGCGGCCACUGGGUGGCAGACAGAAUUCGUUGUAGGCACUCUUCCACCGGGGCAUGUUCCCUUCAUGGAUAGCGGUUACACCCACAUUUGAGAUUUUUCUUCUACCCUUUAGUACACAUGAGGCUUAUGUGAGUAAGCAGUUUCAUGCCUGAAAAUUUAUCUUCUUCUCUCGUCUUUUUCUUUAGGAAGUUAAAAGUAUUUAUUUAUAGCUUUUAUUUUAAAAUGGAAGUCCAUCUAUAUCCGUAAAGACUUAAUUCUACAUUUAAAUGCAGUUUCUUUUUCCAUACAUGAGAGUAAAGAAUAUUGAAAGGCGUCCCAUGAUAGUCAUAAAGCUUAAAACAAAGUUUGACUGGAAAGUAACAGGGAUUCCGCCCUGGGACUGUCACACUGAUCCCUCUGGUUUAUCCCUUAUUCUCUUCCUCUGUGCCUCAGUCCCCAUGGUAUUUGCUAUGAAAAAAACUGCUCUCAAAGAAGGAACUACUAGUCAUUUAGCUUAUGGUGUAAAUUUAGGUCAUUUUGUUGUUUCUCCUAGAAGUAUCUGCACUUUAACCUUUGUCCCCUAUUAAAGGAAUUGUGAGUAUCAUGGGAGCCUUACUCUGAUCCUAAAAACGACACCAAGAUGCAACCUUGACCCUAAUAUAAGCCCCAAGAAGAACACCAAAUAAGACUAUGGCCAUAAGGACCAUUAACUUAAAGCUUAUAUAGCCCAAAGGUUAUGCAUCUGAUGCCAAUAAUUUGAUUUUCCCCCAUUUUUUAUAUGGAUGAGAAUGAAGAGAACAUUUGGAAUUCUUGGGUUUGGCAAUAACAGGAUAAACGGCUUUUCCUGUUAGUAAAUGUCACUGUUUCCAAUUUCAUAGCAAUCCUCCUGAUUUCUUAAUUAAAACUCUAACACAUUCAUUUCACAUGGAAAUAUCAAUGCCCAUUCUGUUCUAUAUGUUUUAACGUCAUCUGCUCCAAAUUAGCUUUGCAAAUGAAAGUGUAUCCACCUGAUAUCAUUUUUCUUAUAUAUUUGCCAAGUUUUGGAGCAAGGGAAUGAUUGUAGUAAAUGAUACAUAUUUUCCUUUCUUAAAAUUUAUCACUUUAUUCUUUGGUGGUUUAUUUGUUUUGGAGACGUGGCCUAUCAAUUAUGGGUAUGUGCAAUUGGGUUUUGAAAAAUAAAACUAUUUAAAUGGUUAACCAUGAGAUAUGUGGAAAUCUAACUGGGUUUUCAUUAAUCCCAUUUCUCCUACCUUGUGUAGAUAGGUUAUUGCUAGAGUUACAAUAUUUAUAUUUAAAAUAUCUUAUUUGAACUGUGAAAAGUGGUUCAUAUAGUACACUUUGUGGAACAAUUUUGUAUCAUUGCCCCUCAUGAAAAGUUCAAUCUCUGCGUAUUUAAUGGUACCACUUGGUAAAGCGUACAACACUGUAAGCUGAGAACAAGGCAUUAUUAAUGUAAAAACACUGGGCUGUUUCCUCCCACACACACAGAACAUUCGGAGCUUCUCCAAGUAGGGAGCAGAUCUAACGGCACCUACUCCCUUGACUCCUUCUCUGUCCACACUGGAAAAUUAAGCUGUCUGAGAAAGUAGUUCAUGGAGCAAGUUAAAUCAUUGAGCCCCUUGAGCUAUCACUGUACGAACUAUACAUAACUUUUGUCCUUGCAGCAUCAUUGGUAAAAUAAACUUUUCAUGUUUAACAAAUUAUUUUGGCCACAACUGACAAAACCUAUGUGAGGGUGACUAUGACAUCUUUUAGUUUGGUAUAAAUGUAUAUUCUUGUACAAUUGAGCAGCCUGUAGUAUGUUAUAAAUUUUGAGAGAAAAAAAGGUGAUUUAUUACGGAUCACAGGUCAUAAGUGGGCAUAAUCCCUGAUGUACACUAGUAGAUGUGUCUCCCACUGAGAUCCUAGGGGUUUUGUGAAGUGGAGGGCCUAAGGCUUGGAAUGAAAUAGGAAUCAAUCAGUUGUAAUAUUUUAUCUUGGAAGAAUGAGGAGAGAUUGAAACUAGAGGAUUUUUCAGCCUUCAGAGCUUGGUAAGAGGUUGUACACAGACUUGGCAGUGGCUUUCUAGACAUAAGACUGAAGACAUGUUAGAGCUGAAUAAAUCAUUUGAAAUGACCAUGUAACGUAUUUUUGACAUGGUUUAUCUGAAGACUCUGAAAACACACCCGUCUGGGCUUAUCAGGUUUCUGGGUGCAUUGCUGUUCUAUCUUCUGUUUCAACAGUUAGGUCAAUAAAUAAAGACCGUAUGAAUUUCGAAUACUGGAAUUUCUGGCAUAGCAAAUUGGUAGGGAGCAUGGAACAUAAGGAUGGGUGAAGGUGUUACAUCCUGGGACAUCCCUCCCUGACAACUGAAAGACAUGGAGGUCUAUAGAAUCAAAAUAAUGUGUUGGGGCCAUCGCUCCUAGAAAAUGUGACAGUUUGUCCAUGUUUCCCAGCUGGAAAACGACUUCAUUUUUAAUGUGUUUUAAGCUUACAUUCAGCUACACUCCCAGCCUCAGGAUCCAACCCUGGACCUCCUUUUAUUUUUCUUAAAAAAAAAAAAAAAAGACGUAUUAUUUUUGUAAUCGCAAAGUCCUGCAAUUAAAUAAAAGCAUCAGUUCGGUCCAUCAGAGGAGUAGCAGGUUACCCAGCAGCUGAAAUGAUAAGCUCUCUUUUUCUGAAUGGGCCAGAGACCUGAUGUGCAAGUCUCGAGGAAGCAAGACUUUAAUGUAGUCUGUCUGCUUUUAGUUAGACUCUUGGUGCUCCGCUGUUAUCCCUGACGCACUAGUUGCCUUCAGUGGCAUUGGAUGAGUUUUAUGUUUACUUCCUCUGGUGUAAGACUGGCUUAGGAUAGAAAGUCAGUGAUGGUACAGAUUAACAUAAUUCUAAUCAAUGGUAGUGGGGUGUUACGAGUGAAGAGGUGUAAUUGGGGAAAGAAGGAAGUGAGAAAGUACUGAAUGGUUCUGAUUUAAGGCAGAGUAGCAAUUAUAAUACGUGUAUUUUACAAACAUGCAUGUAACUAGAGGCUUCCCUGGAAAUACGUAAGUGUUAAAAGGUCAAUUUUUUGCUGGUUAUCUUGGCCAAAUAUCUUCAGAAAUCGAUGCAAGAUACUAGAUAAAAGAAACUAGAAUCACUUCGUUUAAUUUUUUCCCUGAGUUACAAAGAAACACGUUUAUGUAAUCUUCUUUGAAGGACUCUUCUGCAUUCUUUUCUGAAUGAAUGUUCUCUGAAUGAGCUCUGUCCUCAUCCGAGCCACUGAUGAAUACGUUCUCUAGCACAAGGCAGCAUUACAAGGAAUUAUUUUUCAGUAUGUCUCUUCAUAGCAGUAGAAACUACAGCACAAUUACCUAAACACUUCUCCUUGGUAAUUAUAAGAAUUAAAGAAUCUAAAACAUUAAAGAUUUACCCUGCAGCACAUUCAGAGGGUAAAGACCAUCAAAAUUACCCUCCCAGAGAAUUUGAGAUAAAAUACUUGUCUUGGACACUCCUUAAAAAACAAAAGCAAAAACAAAAACGAAAAAAACCUUUGCAUUUAUUCAGCAAAUUCUGGCAAAACAAAUUCUUUGCUUAAAACAUUCUGGUAUUAUAUAAGGAACAAUAAACUAAAAUGUAUGUGGUAUCUGUAUCCUCAUCACUAUCAAUAAAGCUGUAUUCAGUAAGAGCUUAGUCAAUGAUCAAA
Leptonychotes weddellii (Weddell seal) is the source of this 6591-nucleotide messenger RNA. The record is from RefSeq and is a predicted model, not a curated record. Lineage: Eukaryota; Metazoa; Chordata; Mammalia; Carnivora; Phocidae.